ACAUUGUUCGUGCAUACCUCUGUUUAUAAACUAUACAUACCCCCGUUAGCAAACAUGUCUGAAACCAUGAAGACUGUCGCCAUCCCCGGCAUUGCCUGGGACAUUGCCGCAGACAUCUACUUCCCACCAAAUUUCGAUCCCAAGUUGAAGUAUCCGGCCGUUGUUUCCGCUCACCCAAUAGGCUCAUGCAAGGAGCAGACCUCGGGCAAUGUCUACGGAAAAGCUAUGGCCAAAGCCGGCUUUGUCGUUGUGGCGUUUGACGCCUCAUUCCAGGGCGCCUCAGGUGGCACGCCGCGGUUUGUUGAAAAUCCGGAAUUCCGCGUCUCCGACUUCCGCUACGUGGUCGACUACAUCCAAAAGUCGCUUCCGUAUGUCGACGACGAACGCAUCGGCGUCCUCGGCAUCUGUGGAGGCGGCGGCUACGCCCUUAAUGCAGCCAUGACUGAUUACCGUUUCAAGUGCGCCGUCGGCGUCACACCUGCCAACUUCGGGCGCCUCGCCCGCGAAUCCUUCGCUCAAUAUGAUCCGGUUGGCGCUCUCGCGAAGAUGGCCCAGCAGCGCAAGGCUGAAGCCCAAGGCGCGGACCCCUUUGUGCUCAACUACCUACCUUUCGCGAGCAUUGAAGAAGCCAAAAGGGCUGACAUUGACAUGCGUGAGGCAUUUGAAUACUAUAAAACUGAUCGGGGCAAGGCAUCUAAUGGCUGUGUGAGCGGCUUGUUUUCAUUUAAUAGCGCCGCAGUCGCCUGGGACGCCUUUGCAUUUGCUGAAAAGAUCAUGACACGCCCUUUCAUGGUUAUUGCUGGUGAUAAGGUUGGUGCGUUCGGAGCUUACCGGGAUGCGCAAGAUAUUUAUGCGAGGGCGGCCUCGAAGGAAAAACAUCUGGUUAUCCUGCCGGAAACCUCACACUACAUGCUCUAUGACCACCCUGAGGCUACCAAGCUCGCGCUCGAUCAAAUUUUGCCCUUCUUGAAGAAACACCUUGGCGAGGCUGCGUAGAUCUCUCCGGGAAGUGGCAUUCUAGCAGGCUUUGUUGGGUUACGAUAUUGUCAAAUAAAAUACAAAGCUCCACGAGCUGUGGUCAAAUAUUAUCACUCAUCUAUACCGACUGAGUUAGGUUGAAUGAAC
This is a messenger RNA of Aspergillus eucalypticola CBS 122712, 1125 nucleotides long. Its product is annotated as alpha/beta hydrolase. Bases 55 to 996 code for a protein of 313 amino acids. The record is from RefSeq and is a predicted model, not a curated record. NCBI's taxonomy places the organism in Eukaryota, Fungi, Ascomycota, Eurotiomycetes, Eurotiales, Aspergillaceae. The transcript has a single exon.